UUGCGCAACUGUAUGUUGUGAUUUUAACAGUAGCAACAUGUCUGCCUCCAUGGUGCGAGCGACCGUCCGAGCGGUCAGCAAAAGAAAGAUACUCCCCACAAGAGCCGCGCUGACCCUGACUCCAGCUGCUGUGAGCAAGAUCAGGUUGUUGCUGCAGGACAAACCAGAAUAUAUCGGUUUGAAGGUUGGAGUGAGAACACGAGGCUGUAAUGGACUGACCUACACACUGGACUACACCAAGGAGAGAGACAAGUCGGACGAGGAGGUGCUACAGGACGGUGUGAGGGUGUUUAUAGAGAAGAAGGCCCAGCUGACCCUCCUGGGAACCGAGAUGGACUUCUUGGAGUCAAAGCUGUCCAGUGAAUUUGUCUUCAACAAUCCCAACAUCAAGGGCACGUGUGGCUGCGGAGAAAGCUUCAACAUGUGAGCGUCCCGGAGCCUCCGUCCUCCCGCUACCUCCCCGCUCCGAACCCCGUCUCAUCGAUAAAGACUUAGAGACCGUUGAAGAGGACAUGAAGCGACAUGAGAUGCAGACGUCCCCGAGUUCCCGCCGCCGCUCUUCCUGCCCACCGCUCACAUACACCUCCGUCUGAAACCCGAGUCGUCACGCUUAGAGGAAGAUUUUAUUAACAUCUGUGUCGACAAGCACGAUUUUAGGUUCACAUACCGCUGAUGUCUGUCCUUUUUUAUUCUCGGCUCUGCGUCUAGAAAACCGUAGGACCUCAGAAGCAAGUUGUUGUGUUUUUUUUUUUAUUUAGUUGCCAUUUCACUCACUUGCGCACGUUAUUUUCAGAAGUUUUGUCAAACUCCACCGUAUGCAGGAGAAAACGGUGCCGAAGGUGCUCACUGAAGCUGGGAGCUGACGAGGACGAAGCAUGAUGCCAUCACCAAUCCGGUUUUCAGGUCUGAACCCCAUGAAGCCAACGUCAGCGCUUUGAUAAUCGCACUGUAAGGCGGCGCGCCGUCCUCCAGUGUCGCGUACCACGAGCACGCUAACGUGGAAGAGUGUCUUGAAACUGUUUUAUCAGUUUGUAAAAGUCUUUUGAAAAGUUUAAAAGUAUAUAUUUAUCUCUGUGUGUGUGUGUAAAUAUAAAGAAUGUAAAUCCCUUGAACAAUAAAUACGCACAAUAAAAAAACAAACAACCAACACAACGCACAAAAGCUCGUAUCGUUCACGUAGUCGUACACGAAGUCGCCGCUGGUUUCCUCUCGCCUGACCGAAGCCAGAACUUUGUGUUUGUAUAAAUGGCGUGCUCUUAAGAUGUAACCUGUGCAAUACGUCUGUGUACAUAUUAAAUGAUAAUAAAUGAAUAAACACGAC
Molecule: messenger RNA, 1321 nt
Organism: Stegastes partitus (bicolor damselfish)
Lineage: Eukaryota; Metazoa; Chordata; Actinopteri; Pomacentridae
Gene: isca1
Product: iron-sulfur cluster assembly 1
Exons: 4
Coding region: 38-427 (129 amino acids)
Biological process (GO): iron-sulfur cluster assembly
Cellular component (GO): mitochondrion; cytoplasm
Molecular function (GO): 2 iron, 2 sulfur cluster binding
Source: RefSeq, a predicted model, not a curated record